Anopheles maculipalpis is the source of this 3975-nucleotide messenger RNA. Its product is annotated as atrial natriuretic peptide receptor 1-like. Gene Ontology annotation, cellular component: membrane. The record is from RefSeq and is a predicted model, not a curated record. Gene Ontology annotation, molecular function: protein kinase activity; peptide receptor activity; ATP binding. Gene Ontology annotation, biological process: cGMP biosynthetic process; receptor guanylyl cyclase signaling pathway; intracellular signal transduction. Bases 10 to 3975 code for a protein of 1321 amino acids. Lineage: Eukaryota; Metazoa; Arthropoda; Insecta; Diptera; Culicidae. The transcript is spliced from 14 exons.
CACACUAGCAUGUCUGUCAGAGCGAACGAUUUUAGACGGCGUGCGGUGGUGCGGUAUUACAUGGUGAUGUUACUCUUCGUACUUGCUACCUCCAUCCCAGGGCACGAUAGGACAUCCGUGGUGAAUGCAUCUAUCGACAGUUCGACAUCUCCACAGGUGUCGACAGGCAAUAGUACCAGCUACCGACAUCAACGCAUCGAUAAGCCCAAUAAUCUCAACGGUAACAAGACCACUCCAACGCUUCCAACGCUGACAGCUGCUAUAGCGGCGUCUCCAGUGUACGGAAACCUAGUGAAUCGUGCUUCGCGCAAUGUCGUUGGACAAACUGUGCAAGGGUGUGAAUAUGCCGGUGCGAAUGCCAGUGUAAAAACUGGGACCAGUGGAUCGAGCGAUGAUACGCAGGGGAACUUCAUCAAGUUCGCCAUACUUCUGCCAGCCAAAUCGAACAACCCGCGAGACGUUCGCAUCCUGUCCACCGUGCUGCCUGUGAUCGAGAUGGCCAAACGGAAUGUGACAGCACCGGGUGGUUUACUGCAGAAUCUGCGCAUCGAAAUUGACCAUCGCGAUACGCAGUGUUCGUCCACGUACGGUGCUCUCGGGGCGUUUGAUAUCUUUCUAAAGCGUAAACCAGACGUGUUUUUUGGUCCGAUAUGUGAUUACGUGAUAGCACCGAUCGCCCGCUACAGCUCCGUCUGGAGCAUCCCACUGAUAACGUCCGGUGGGCUUACCGAGGCAUUUACGCUCAAAGCACCGAACUAUCCGACGCUGACGCGCAUGAUGGGCAACUACCACGCGUUCGGGUUGAUGAUGCGCGAGAUGCACCGGCACUACAACUGGACGAUCCAGGCGUACCUGUACCACGAGUGGGAUGAGAAGGCUGGCCUCGGUUUUACCGACUGCUCGAUGGCGAUCACCUCGAUUAAUCGUGCGAUCGGCGGCAACGAAACAUCGUCCGGGACCUUCGACGAGGAGAAGGCCCAGUAUGCCGAUUACCUUCGGUUGCUGCGACAGAUUGAGAAGCGCGCAAGAAUUGUCAUCAUGUGCGCCAGUCCCUCGGCGAUCCGGGAAAUUAUGCUAGCGGCCGCCGAACUCAACAUGGUCAACAGUGGCGAGUACGUGUUUUUCAACAUUGAAAUAUUUGGAAGCAUGACGGCAACGAAACAACCGCCCUGGUACUCCAAGAACGAUACCGACGAGCGCAACCAGAAAGCGAAGGAAGCGUACACCGCCCUGCUACAGGUGGUUGCCCGCGAACCCGAGGAUGAAGAAUACCGCCAGUUUUCUGAGGAGUUGAAGGAACUGACCAGGACAAAGUAUAACUACACGUACGGGGAGGAUGAAGUCGUUUCAACGUUCGUGACGGCAUUCUACGAUGCGGUGUUGCUGUAUGCGUAUGCUCUGAAUGACAGCAUUGCGCUACUGGGGGAACAGCAGGCCCUCCGACAACCCAUCAACGGUACGCACCUGGCCCAGCUGAUGUGGGGCCGUAGCUUUAAGGGUAUUACCGGCAACGUGACGAUAGACUCGAACGGUGACCGGAUAUCGAACUAUUCCCUGUUGGAUCUCAACCCGGACACGGGACUGUUUGAGGUCGUAGCGAACUAUUACUAUGGAGGAGGACUUCAGUUCGUCGAGGGUAAAGCUAUUCACUGGGCAGGCGAUCGCACGAAGGCACCUCCAGAUCGACCAACCUGCGGAUUCGACGGAUCACUGUGUCCAGACAAUUCCCUGCCAGGCUACGCCAUCCUAUCCCUUGUACUUGGUGUGUGUGUUGUUUGCAUGGGCAUCGCGUCGAUCGUUGGCUAUCGGCACUACAAGCUUGAGGCCGAAAUCAACUCCAUGACGUGGAAGGUAAACCCGAACGAUGUGCUAUCCUGCAAUCCUAGCCGCGGCCAUCGGGGCAGCUUCCAUUCGAUGGUGAAGCGAGGCAGUCAAGCUACGAUCUACUCCGAGGAUCUCAACUCGUUGCCGGGCGAUCGACAGAUUUACAUCCACUUCGGGUUCUACAAGGGCUGUAAGGUGGCGAUCAAGAAGAUCAACGUACAAAACCUCAGCCUCAAUCGGUCGCUAAUGCUUGAGUUUAAGCGCAUGAAGGACAUUCAGCACGAUCAUCUGGUGCGGUUUUACGGUGCCUGUUUGGAUCUGCAUCCGGAACCGUUCAUACUGACCGAGUACUGCCCGAAAGGAUCGCUGCAGGAUAUACUCGAGAAUGAAACGAUCAAGCUGGAUUGGAUGUUUAAGAUCUCACUAAUGCACGACAUUGUCAAGGGGAUGGCGUUUCUGCAUUCGACCGAUCUACACUCGCACGGUUCACUAAAGUCGUCCAACUGUGUCGUCGAUUCGAGGUUCGUGCUGAAGGUGACGGACUUUGGGCUGCAUCAGCUGCGCCGUAGCACGGAAGACGCCGACAUUGAGAGUUACGCUUACUGGCAGAAGCUUCUCUGGACUGCUCCAGAGCUUCUGAGGGAUCCCCAGUGUCCACCGGCGGGCAGCCAGAAGGGUGAUGUUUACUCGUUCGGUAUCAUCAUCCAGGAGAUCGUAUCACGCCAAGGUCCAUUCUACCUCGGCACAGAGGAAAAAUCUCCCAAAGAAAUUAUCAAACUAGUCAGAGACGGGCCGGGACUGAUGGAUCAUCCCUUCCGGCCAAAGGUAGACGAAUCGUCGUACGAGGACGUAAACAACAUAAUGGUUAAAUGCUGGACCGAAGAUCCGGCAGACCGGCCCGACUUUAGUGGGUUGAAAACGAUCAUCAGAAAAAUUAACAAAGAAAAUGAAUCUGGUAACAUAUUAGAUAAUUUAUUGCAACGCAUGGAGCAGUAUGCGAACAAUCUGGAAGCCCUGGUGGACGAGCGAACGCAGGAUUACUUCGAGGAGAAGCGCAAAUGCGAAGAACUGUUGUACCAACUGUUGCCCAAAUCCGUAGCGGCACAGCUGAUCAUGGGCAAAUCUGUGAUAGCGGAAACGUAUGAUCAAGUAACUAUUUAUUUUAGCGAUAUUGUCGGCUUCACCUCGAUUUCGGCCCAAAGCACCCCGAUGCAGGUCGUCGAUCUGCUGAACGAUCUCUACACCUGCUUCGACUCGAUCGUCGAAAACUUCGACGUGUACAAGGUUGAAACAAUCGGUGACGCGUACAUGGUUGUGUCGGGGCUUCCGGUGCGUAACGGUAAUCUGCACGCGCGCGAAAUUUCCCGCAUGGCACUCCGGCUGCUGGCGGCCGUCUACAAGUUCACCAUACGCCACCGGCCCAACGAGCAGCUACGGUUGCGAAUAGGACUACACAGCGGACCAUGCGUAGCCGGCGUCGUCGGCUUGAAGAUGCCACGGUACUGCCUGUUCGGUGACACAGUCAACACCGCCAGCCGAAUGGAAUCGAACGGUGAAGCGCUCAAGAUACACGUUAGCCACACCACCAAAAUGCUGCUCGACACGUUCGGCACCUUCGACCUGACCGAGCGAGGUCUCGUACCGAUGAAGGGCAAGGGCGAGAUGCUUACCUACUGGCUGAACGGAGAGCGGUCCGAGCCCUUGACACCCCUACCAAACGGCCUAAAAGGACCAACGAUCACCACCAACCGGCAGCUGCUUGCCACCGACAGUGUCCUCCCAUCCACCAUUGAUCCUUCGUCACCCCAGUUACUGCCAUCAACCAUCAACCAGAACAAUGGGUCCGCCAUCGUUGCCGGUUCGCCACCGCCACCACCAACCGGUAUCCUUAUCAACCAUCACAACAACAACAACAACAAUAACAACAACUCCCCCUGUAGCCUCAACAACAACUCGCCCAACAGCUGCCAUAAUCCGACACCACCGAAAAAGCUCAACAGUGUGUCGUACAGCUUCAUGAAAGCGUCUGGUUCCGCGGGCAGCAACAGCAAUGGAGCGAACGCGACGAAAGCUUCCACCCUGUCCAAACCAAAGCUUCCGGAGGUGGAAGCGUUACGUGGGGCAAGCGUUACCAAACCGUUACUUACCUGA